This is a messenger RNA of Rangifer tarandus platyrhynchus (Svalbard reindeer), 582 nucleotides long. Lineage: Eukaryota; Metazoa; Chordata; Mammalia; Artiodactyla; Cervidae. The record is from the annotation of a GenBank genome assembly.
AUGAAGCCUGGGCGACGAGAGGCCAAACCUCAGGGGGGUCAGGACUGUCGGUGCUAUCUCCUCCUUCCUGGGCACCUGGCUGGACCAGGGCACGGAGGACUCCUGUCAGCGCCCGAGCUUCCCUGCCUCAGGCAGCUGGUGGCCUCCGUGCAGCUCAACACGCCCAGCUCCGACCUGGAGCACGCGGACCUCGGCGAGGGGGCGCCCUUCUGUGAGUCCCCCCCAGCCCGUGGCUCCUCACACGCGGUGGCCCUGUCCUCUCUGUCCGGUGGCAGGAAGGAACGUCUGCUCCGUGCAGUCAGCCUGGCGUGGGCCCUGCCCCCGAGAGGCCCCAGACCUGUCCCUCUCGCUGGUCCUGGCAGCGCCGCCUGCGUGCCCUUCCCGGCCAGUCGAGGACCAGGUGAGGCUCGGGGCGAAGACCUGAAGGCCCAUCAGACAGAGACACACACCACGGGGACCCAGGACACGAGCUGGUCCUCUGGUCCUUCCUGCAAGGCUUCCACCUCCCCGGCCUCCCCCCUCACCCCCGAGGGGCCCCACAGACAGGCCAAGCCACUGGAGACGCUGAAGCUUUUUAUUUGA